GAAGAAGACCAGUGAAGACAGAGAAGUGGAAACUGAAAAAUGUCUCCGGUCAUUGACGUCGCUCCUCUUCUCCACCCCUACAGAGGCAGAGACACAAACAGAGACACGGACAGAGACGGAAUCGUACCAUCCAACGGCGAAGGAGCUCCGACAACUGAUCAACGCAUCGUCUCACUCGACGUCUUCCGUGGCCUCACCGUUGCGUUGAUGAUUUUGGUUGACGGUGCUGGAGGAGCUUUCCCAUCCAUAAAUCACUCUCCCUGGUUCGGUGUUACACUUGCAGAUUUUGUAAUGCCAUUUUUCCUUUUUCUUGUCGGUGUCUCUGUUGCUCUAGCAUUCAAGAAAAUAUCAAACAAGACAACUGCCACGAAGAAAGUCAUGCUUCGAGCUAUGAAUCUCUUCCUCUUGGGCUUGUUACUGCAAGGUGGGUAUUUCCAUGGGCGUAAACAUUUAACAUAUGGAGUUGAUGUCAGAACAAUACGUUGGCUGGGUGUACUACAGAGGAUAUCGAUUGGAUAUCUGUUGGCUUCAAUGUCAGAAAUCUGGCUUGUUAACAACAUAAGGGUCGACUCACUGGUUGAUUUUGCUAGGAAGUACUACAUUCAGUGGUUGUUUGCUAUUGGAUUGUGCUCAUUUUAUAUGAGCUUGCUGUAUGGCCUCUUAGUUCCAAGUUGGGAAUAUGAAGCUCCACGCAUGAACUUGUCUUCUCUUACCUCUAUUACUCAAACUAUUUAUUGUGAUGUGAGGAGUAGUCUUCAACCUCCUUGCAAUGUUGUUGGUUUCAUUGAUCGGAUUAUAUUGGGUGAGCAUCAUCUAUAUCAACAUCCCGUUUACAGAAGAACCAAGGAAUGCAGUAUUAAUUCUCCCGACUAUGGACCUCUGCCACCUGAUUCUCCUGGCUGGUGCUUUGCUCCAUUUGACCCAGAGGGCAUAUUAAGUUCUCUGAUGGCUGCUGUUACUUGUUUUGUGGGAUUGCACUUUGGGCACAUAUUAUUGCAUUUUAAGGACCAAAACCAAAGAGUAAUGUUAUGGUGCAUGUCUUCCUUUCCUCUUGUAAUCUUUGGUUUUGUUUUGGAGAUGCUAGGUAUUCCUUUCUGUAAACCACUGUACACACUGAGCUAUACAUGCAUUACAGCGGGAGCAUCGGGAUUGAUCUUAAGUAUUAUCUUCUAUAUAGUUGAUGUCAAACAUUUCAGAAAGCCCACAUUAUUGUUGCAGUGGAUGGGGAUGAAUGCGCUCCUUAUAUAUGUUUUUGCUGCUUGUGACCUUUUCUCAGUAGGAUUACAGGGUUUCUAUUGGCGGUCCCCUGAGAACAACUUGGUUGAUGGAGCCGAAGCAUUAUUGCAGGUGAUAGUCCAUUCAAAGAACUGGGGUACCUUAGCGUUUGUAAUAAUUGAGAUUUUAUUUUGGGGUCUUGUUUCGGGGUUUUUACACAUAAAAGGUGUAUAUAUAAAACUUUAAUAAGAUAUAUCAAACCUAUGCCCCCUGUAACCUUCAGUGGGGGGUAUUACAUUACUGUAAAUUACAGACUU
This is a messenger RNA of Fragaria vesca subsp. vesca, 1532 nucleotides long. RefSeq names its product heparan-alpha-glucosaminide N-acetyltransferase-like. Bases 40 to 1461 code for a protein of 473 amino acids. The transcript is spliced from 13 exons. Lineage: Eukaryota; Viridiplantae; Streptophyta; Magnoliopsida; Rosales; Rosaceae. The record is from RefSeq and is a predicted model, not a curated record.